Tuber melanosporum (Perigord truffle) is the source of this 880-nucleotide messenger RNA. RefSeq lists its product as uncharacterized. NCBI's taxonomy places the organism in Eukaryota, Fungi, Ascomycota, Pezizomycetes, Pezizales, Tuberaceae. Gene Ontology annotation, cellular component: endoplasmic reticulum. The record is from RefSeq and is a predicted model, not a curated record. Gene Ontology annotation, molecular function: N-acetylglucosaminylphosphatidylinositol deacetylase activity. The coding region runs from base 40 to 756 and encodes 238 amino acids. Gene Ontology annotation, biological process: GPI anchor biosynthetic process. The transcript has 4 exons.
GCCCAAGGGCCCAGUCCCUUCCAACUGCCGCUUUCGAAAAUGUUCACCAUCCUCACCCUCUCCCUUCUCCCCCUACUGAUUUCCGCUCUAUGGCUCUACGCAACCUCAAACCCAACCCCCCCACCAUCUUACCUCCAAAACACCACAAUCCACCUCCUCAUAGCGCACCCGGAUGAUGAAGCAAUGUUCUUCGCACCAACACUGCUAGCCCUAACAUCCCCCUCUCUAAACAACACCCUCAGCGUCCUCUGCCUCUCAACCGGCAACGCUGAGAACCUCGGCCCCAUUCGAGAAAAAGAAUUGAUAGCCAGCUGCGAGAUGUUAGGCGUGGAUAGAGCGCGGGUUCACUCUUUUGAUCAUCCUGAACUACAAGACAGCAUGACAAAAACCUGGCCCGCCGCGAAGAUCUCAGAGAUCCUCUCGCAGCACAGCCCCUCUGCGAUCGUAACUUUUGACGAGUCCGGCGUCUCCUCACAUCCGAAUCACAUCUCGCUGCUACGCGGAGCCAAGGAGUACGUUUCUACGAGGGGGACCGGGACGAGGUUGUUCACGUUGACCAGCGUGCCCAUUUGGAGGAAGUAUGCUUUCUUUCUUGAUGCGAUUGCGGUGAGAGUGGUGUUUGUUAGUUCCUGGGCGGGAUAUGUUAAGGCAAGGAGUGCCAUGGUGCAAGCGCACGUUAGUCAGAUGAGGUGGUUUAGGUGGGGGUGGAUUGGGCUUAGCCGGUACAUGAUUGUUAAUGAUUUGGUGGAGAGGUGAUACUGUAGGGCGGUGUGUGUGAUUGUUGGCCUCACCUCUGCCGCGUUUCUGCGAGUGUUGUAUCAGACCAAAGUUUCAGCACCUAUGAUAAUAUUAUCAUAAUAUUAUUACCAUACGGGGUUAU